Erigeron canadensis is the source of this 1059-nucleotide messenger RNA. Its product is annotated as ganglioside-induced differentiation-associated-protein 2. Bases 77 to 859 code for a protein of 260 amino acids. Lineage: Eukaryota; Viridiplantae; Streptophyta; Magnoliopsida; Asterales; Asteraceae. The record is from RefSeq and is a predicted model, not a curated record. The transcript has 3 exons.
CACACACACACACACACACACACACACACACACACACUUGCUUCACUCAUAGGACAGAAACAACAAAAAGAUAGAUAUGUCUGGUGGUGUGGAAGAUUUUAAGGUAGUUGUAGUACCAUCCGAUCGGUACGGAAUAGACCCACGACCACUUACAACUCCGACACCAGAAUCAGAAGAACAAGAUAAUUGGCACGAUUGUUCUUCUGAUCUUCCUGCUGUUUCAUAUUUUACUAAUAAUAUUACUGAUGAUGAACAACAACAGUUUCCAGCUCUUGAUGCCUUGCAAUUCUUUCGCCUUGAACCCGCUUCCGAUAAUUCCGGCAAUCGAAUUUUUCGGAUUGUCGGUAAAUAUUUCCCAGCCCCAGUUAUCGGAGGAGAUUGGCUAAAGAAAUACAUUAUAUACAAAAUUUCUACGGAGUUGCCAGAAGGACCGUUCUCCAUUGUCUACAUGCACUCCACUGUGAGGACAGAAUAUAACAACCCCGGAAUCACCAUUUUGAGGUGGAUCUAUGAGGAGCUGCCUUCAGACUUUAAAGACAGGCUUCAGGUUAUCUACUUUGUUCAUCCUGGUCUGCGUUCCAGGUUUCUUAUUGCUACUCUUGGCCGGUUCCUCUUAAGCGGAGGGUUAUACUGGAAGGUGAAGUAUAUUAGUCGCCUGCAAUAUCUAUGGGAUGAUAUGAAGAAAGGAUCAAUUGAGAUUCCUGAUUUUGUAGUUGAGCAUGACAAUGUUCUUGAAAAAAGGCCACUUACAGAUUAUGGAAUUGAACCAGACCCCCUUCACUUAACCGGCCUUCCGUCUAAUAGUUUUACAUAUGGGAGAUAUGAAGAUAGGUGGACAUCUGGUGAGUUUAUGUCAUAGAUUUUUGUUUUACUUGUUAACUUUAAGAGUGUGUGAUAGAUACAAUUCUAUGUGAAAUGGGUUAGUGUUUUUUAUAUGAUUAGCGAUUCAACACAUUAAGUACUAUAUUAAUUUCUUUCUUGCCCUGUAAGUGAACCUGAUUGGAUUUGCAUUCAACUAGCAAAACCAAAAUUAAAUAUGUAUGUAUUUUGUCCCUCAAA